AUGAGGCAAAUCAAAAUUCGACUUGACCUUUUCUGCGACGUUGUUCUUGUCUUGCUUAUCAUUUCAGAACUUGUCAUCUUGUUAAAUGAAGAAGUGGACGCAAAAACCUUCGGAAUGAACAAUAAUAACCAUACCGAAUUAAUAUUUGAGUUCAAUAAUACAUUACCCUCCUCAUCCGUAGUUCCGUUUUUGUUCAACAUCACAAAAGAGAAGGAAAAUGACAAUUUGAAAAUAUUUGGUGGAUGCGGCAGCUUUCCAUGUAAUUUCAUGAUCAUCAAAGGACAAGAUUAUUUGGAAUUUUUGAAAAAUCCAUCUUUGGGGCUUUUGAGAAAGAAUGCCGCUCGCUUAGGACUUUUAAACACCACUAAUGUCGAUGAUACCUUACUCUUUGUGGGAGAUGUUGGCCUGUAUGCGUUCAUCGUUGUGAAUUCUAAUGGCAAUGAUACAUGGCUCAGUGUUAGGGCUGAUUUCAAAUAUAGUUAUGGAAGGCAUGUGGUACUUUUCUUGCGACAAUAUUGGUACAUUGUUCUGAUCACUGGCUUGGUCAUUGUCGUCAUUGGCCUCGUUGUUGCAUUUGUUGCCAAUAAGGCGAAAGGAAGAGAGAUGCUCAAUGGAAUGACCUCUUACUCUAAAAAGAAUUCCCAGCAAAAGAGAGCCUUACUUACUGAAGAAGAUGCUCUUUCAGAGUCAUUUAUUGAGAUGGCUACCAUGGAUUCUAUCAUCACACAUGAAACAAAUCCCUCCUCUCUGGCCUUAGAUUCUACAGGUGAUAAGAAACACAGCUUAUAG
Naegleria lovaniensis is the source of this 789-nucleotide messenger RNA. RefSeq lists its product as uncharacterized. The coding region runs from base 1 to 789 and encodes 262 amino acids. The transcript has a single exon. The record is from RefSeq and is a predicted model, not a curated record. Lineage: Eukaryota; Heterolobosea; Eutetramitea; Acrasida; Naegleriidae.